Molecule: messenger RNA, 3449 nt
Organism: Anolis carolinensis (green anole)
Lineage: Eukaryota; Metazoa; Chordata; Lepidosauria; Squamata; Anolidae
Gene: cacng5
Product: calcium voltage-gated channel auxiliary subunit gamma 5
Exons: 6
Coding region: 450-1289 (279 amino acids)
Biological process (GO): neurotransmitter receptor internalization; calcium ion transport; postsynaptic neurotransmitter receptor diffusion trapping
Cellular component (GO): AMPA glutamate receptor complex; postsynaptic density membrane
Molecular function (GO): channel regulator activity; voltage-gated calcium channel activity
Source: RefSeq, a predicted model, not a curated record
GGAGAAAGAGAAAACGAGGAGGAGGAAAGAGACAGAGGAGGAGGCGACAGGCUCAAGGACCCCCUUCUCCUUCACGCUCAAGACUCGUGGUGACCUUCAGGAGAGCGGAGAGUUAGAGAAGAGCAUCCUGCUGCGUUGGGAUGCUGGAGGCUCCCUCCUUGGGUGCCUGCUGUCCGGAGAAGUCUCCCUUGGGGUCUCUGAAGCCUUCUGCCCCUCCGCUCCUGCCUCAGUCUCCCUGAUGAGGAGGAGGAGGAGGAGGAAGGAGGGCUCUUCUUCCUUUCGCGCCGCCCUCCUCCUCCUCCCCCGGGAGAAAGGGCCAGCCAUAAAACCCGGCGGCGGAGGCGCCUUCCACGUUCACUCCACUGCCGCCCUUCCCGCGGUCCGGACCCGGCUCUGCCUGCCUUUGCAGCCUCUCGAGGAGUUCUCUUUUGUCCUCCCAUUGGGCCCUGAUGCUUUUGGGAAUGAGCACUUGUGGCAGAAAAGCCCUGACUCUGCUCAGCAGCGUGUUUGCUGUCUGCGGAUUAGGGCUGCUGGGCAUUGCUGUGAGCACCGACUACUGGUUGUAUCUGGAGGAAGGGAUCAUUUUACCCCAAAACCAGAGUACCGAAGUCAAGAUGUCUCUGCAUUCUGGCCUCUGGAGAGUUUGCUUUUUGGCUGGUGAAGAACGUGGGAGAUGUUUCACCAUUGAGUAUGUUAUGCCAAUGAAUGUCCAGCUCACAUCUGAAUCAACAGUCAAUGUUUUAAAGAUGAUUCGAUCUGCCACUCCAUUCCCACUGGUCAGCCUCUUUUUCAUGUUUAUUGGAUUCAUCCUGAGCAACAUUGGACACAUCCGGCCCCACAGGACCAUCUUGGCCUUUGUGUCUGGAAUAUUCUUCAUUUUGUCUGGAUUAUCUCUGGUUGUGGGCCUUGUCUUGUACAUCUCCAGUAUCAACGAUGAGAUGCUUAACAGAACCAAGGACUCCGAGACUUACUUCACAUACAGAUAUGGAUGGUCCUUUGCUUUCUCUGCUAUUUCUUUCCUCCUGACAGAGAGCGCAGGUGUCAUGUCUGUCUACCUGUUCAUGAAGCGAUACACGGCUGAAGAGAUGUACCGGCCUCACCCUGGCUUCUACCGCCCACGGCUCAGCAACUGCUCUGACUACUCGGGCCAGUUCCUCCACCCGGACGCCUGGGUCCGUGGCCGCAGUCCUUCGGACAUCUCCAGCGAUGCUUCCCUCCAGAUGAACAGUAACUACCCUGCUCUGCUGAAGUGUCCUGAUUAUGACCAGAUGUCCUCCUCCCCCUGUUGAAGGACAACGGACAACCUCUCCAUUUAGACAUGAAAAAGUUGGCAGAGGAUGUUAUGUCCUGAAUUUUGUACUUUUUUGUUUUUUCAAAAAGCCACUCGUACAGGACAGCCCCUCUCUGUUUAUAAAUGUAGUGAAUGAUAUUAUUACUUAGAGGUAUAGGGAGGGGGAUGGUGCUCUCCUGUCAGUACACGUGUGUGCGUCUGGUAAAAAAGCAGGGCUGGUUUUGAUCCUGGACCUGGUCCAUAAGCCCAGAUCUCUUGGACGGAGAGAGAGAGAGAUCGCAGGUAUGGAAGAGAGACAGGAUCAUUCUUAGUGGAAGCCCGAUGCCAAAAAGGCACCAGUAAGAAAAACAAAUAAGUAUCCUGUGAUAGGCCACAAAGGUUUGUGGAUUAGUAUCCUUUUAAUGUCAAACAUAUUCCUAGAGCAAGGAGUAGAUGUACAUCGCUAGAGCAUAACCAUUAGGAUGGAAUUUUGUUUUCAAAGACAUCUGAUCAUGGCAUUUCAAACCAACAUGAACAGCAUGGCUAUAUGUAUGUCUACUCAGAUGUAAAUCCCAUUGUGUUCAGUGGAAUUUGUUGGCAGCUAAGUGGGUGUAGGAUUGCAUCCUAAGAACCCUUCCUCUUGCCUUCAUUUUAUUAUCAUAUAAGGUUGGAUUUGCUCUCAGAAACAGACGAUUAACGCUCACCAAUCAUCACUUUCCAGCCUGAUUCUACUGGGCCUCCUUCCAAUUUGGCAAGUUCACAACUAGGUCAAACCCUCUGCACUACAAAUACAAUCUCAAAGGGGGAAAAGUGCCUGAUGCUUGGCUACAAUAAACAAGUUCUUCUCUCUCCCCCAAUAACACAUUCAGAAUAUUAUAGAUUAGAUACUGUAAUAAUACGUUAAAAUCCAUUCACCUCAUGCCAUGUAGAUGGACAUCGCAAUUGUCUCAUUCAGAACGGCCUGAACAGGAUUUAUUAUACUCAUUUAUUUAUAUUCCCCCCCCCCCAGAAUAAAGCCCAAAUUCUGUGGCAUGGCUUUUGUUCAUUUUGAUCUUUCCUUUCUUUGAGGCAUUUUUCUUUCCAGCAGAACUGUUUGUGUUAAUUGCUUUGUAUGUAAGAGGAUUGAUUGGUCAUGUAGCAUUCAGCUCUUCUCUUUGUAAGUAAAGUAUGCAGAAAAGAAAGACUUAUAUGUAUAUAAUAACCUGCCUGAAGAAUAAGAUUGUCCAGAGAAAUACAGUGUGUGUAUGUAUGCAUGACUAUCUAUCUAUCUACCGUGUUUCCCUGAAAAUAAGACAGUGUCUUAUAUUAUUUUUUAAUCCCAAAGAUGCGCUAGGUCUUAUUUUCAGGAGAUGUCUCAUUUUUCCAUGAAGAAGAAUUCACAUUUAUUGUUGAACAAAAAAAUGAACAUUUAUUCUAUACAAACCAACAUAACCAAACCAGACAAACUGUGACUUCUGUCAAGAAUUUCUUGUUACUACCAUUAUUUCCAUAUACAACUGGUAUGUACAUUUACCAAUCCUGCAUGCUAUGGUGUUUUGUUUGGUGGGCGCCGGGCAUGCUUCCAAACAAAAACUUUGCUAGGUAUUACUUUCGGGGGAGGCCUUAUAUUUAGCAAUUCAGCAAAACCUCUACUAGGUCUUAUUUUAGGGGAAACAGGGUAUCUAUCUAUCUAUCUCUCUAUCUAUCUAUCUUUCUAUCGGAGUCCCCAGUGGCGCAAUGGGUUAAACCCUUGUGCUGGCAGGACUGCUGACCAAAAGGUCAGCAGUUCGAAUCCAGGGAGCGGGAUGAGUUCGCGUCUGUCAGCUCUAGCUCCCCAUGCAGGGACAUGAGAGGAGCCUCUCACAGGAUGGUAAAACAUCAAACAUCCAGGCAUCCCUUGGGCAACGUCCUUGCAGACAGCCAAUUCUCUCACACCGGAAGCGACUUUCAGUUUCUCAAGUUGCUCCUGACAUGAAAAAAAAUCUAUCAUCUCUUUCUCUCUCUCCAUGCAUACACACACAAUCUAGUCUGCUGAUAUUUCACUGCUUUUCAAAAUACUGCUGUACAAAGCUUUUUGUAUGUUCUUUUUCUUUUUUUCUUUUUUGGGUUGUAAUCAAAUGCUAAUUUCUGGUCUGUUCACAACCUAUUUGUAUUGUUUCUCAUUAUUUCAUUUUUUAACACAUUAAAGAAUCUAAAAACA